GCGUUCUUUCAUUCUGUGGAUGAAUGUACAGGGGGAGGUCGAUCUCGUCAACAACAGGGUAACGCAAAAGGACAAGGGGGCAGAGAGGAAUCAGCCCAGGCGGGCUCAUCCAGACAAAUGUACCAGGGGCCACUCAGUAGGGCAGGUGCUGGCGGCCAACCAGCGGUCUCAUCCGUCGGAGGAACAGGCAACCCCGCACCGGAGAUGAUCUUCCCAAACAUUUACCAGAAUCCGGCCUUCAUGGCGCCUCCACCAGUCGUUCAACCCAACGGGUUUUUGACCCAGCUUCUCCAAGAAAUAGCGCUUGUACAACAAAGCAACGCAGCGCCUGUAGGACAACCAUCCGGGGUCUUCUCACAGAUGGCUCACCCAAGUUAAGCAGGAGGGUUUCAACCCUAUCAAGGGUUGCAAAACAUGUUCCGUCCUACCUGUCUUUUCCCAGGAGGUGGACAAGCGGGGCAGCAAGCAGGCAUUGGAGGAGGUCCGAGCAACAGUCAGACGCCCCCAGGCGGUGGCCGUCUAGGCUCGUCUUCACUCUGCGGAAGAUUCCCCGGAAGUACUCCAGGGAAGCACAAAAGAGUUGACAGCGAGGGGCACGAAGUACUCAGGGAGGAUUUGGUCUCCUCUACUCCAAGGUCGGAUAACUCCGGAGAUCAAGAGAUGGUAAUCGGCACACCUGGCAUGAAAACUACCAGAAGCCGCACGCCCACUUUGAGCCGUGGACAACUCGAGAAUGUCGAGAACAGAGUACUGCUGAUUAUGUGCUAUGCAGCCAAAGGUACAUUCUCGGUCAUCGCAUGGAGUACAAGUGAUGGAGCUGCAAAACUGUUUAGUACAACAUCUCCCGAGCAGCCGAUGCCAACUGCGGUGACCAAUAUCAUUCAGGCGGCGGUGAGGGGAAAAUUCAUGGUCCGCUUAAUUCCGGAGGAACCGAUGGGCAGAUUCAUCUUGGACUUAGCGGACGGAAAGAAAUUGAAGUUUUUCGUUCCAAUCUUCGACGCAAGUAUGGAGAUGGCUCAGCAGACCAAACUGGAACAUGAGGGGAUGCGGCUUCUUCCACUCAGCUGGUUUGCGGAGGGAAGAAGACAAGAACUCCACAGAGUUAGAGUUCCUCCAUUUCGCACAGGAGAAUUUUUGGCGGAUGUGAACGACAAACUAGCGAGAGACAAGAAAUUCAACUUCAAGUUCAUCAGAGACUUCCUAUCUGCGCCAUGGGAUCAGCAAGCAUCAUCAACGGGAGCAGCCGUCUCAAUCCAAUCCGGAAACGGGAGACAGAGUAUGAAUGGGUAAGCUCCGACUGUCCACCUGGAAUCUGCGGGGUAUUGUCGACGCUUCAGGUAAGUUCAAGAAAGCGAGGUUGAAGUCCUGGAUUCACGAUAAAGGAAUCCACGUGGC
This is a messenger RNA of Chara braunii, 1395 nucleotides long. Lineage: Eukaryota; Viridiplantae; Streptophyta; Charophyceae; Charales; Characeae. The record is from the annotation of a GenBank genome assembly.